This is a messenger RNA of Caenorhabditis angaria, 1422 nucleotides long. Lineage: Eukaryota; Metazoa; Nematoda; Chromadorea; Rhabditida; Rhabditidae. The record is from the annotation of a GenBank genome assembly.
AUGAAAAAGGUUCAGGUGUUCCUGAUAGUCUUCAUACCCCUAGCUUUUUGUGGCGCUCAUGGCUCCGUGAACACCUGGGGAGGUUCACUACAGUACGACGAGGAUUGGGGAUAUGUGGAUGCUCGAAACACCGUAGCUCAUGUAUUUUGGUGGUUGUAUCAGGUGAAGCCACUUGAUGUUAGCCGGCCAUUGUUUAUUAUGUUACAAGGUGGACCGGGGGCUUCUGCGAGUGGAUUUGGGAAUUUUAUGGAGACUGGGCCGAAGGGUUUGAAUGGCUCGGAUAAUUUGGGAACUUGGCUACAGAUAGCUGACUUAGUCUAUAUCGAUGCACCAGCUGGCAGUGGUUUCUCAUACGUCGAAAACCACAACUACGCGCAGAAUUCCAGCCAAGUUGCUGAAGAGUUACUCUCCUGGCUUCACGGAUUCCUGGCCCAUCACUCAGAAUACCGAACCCGCCCGGUCUUCUUGGUAUCUGAGGGCUACGCCGGCAAGUUUGCUGUGGAGUUCGCGCAGGUUCUACGCGAGGCGUCUCUGAUAAACCUUAGAGGUCUGAUAAUGGGUGCACCAUGGAUUUCACCGGGCGAUUUUCUGGCGAGCUGGGGCACCUAUCUGCAUGUUAAUGUGAGUUAUGACGUGGCAAAAAGAGAAAAUAAACCUAGCUUUUUUCCAGUCACUCAUUGAUGAUCAAAAAUUGACUUCUCUCAACUCCCAAGCUGAACUCUGUCAAAUUUAUUUAAAUAGGCAAGAUUACGCUGGCGCUGAGAAUUGCUAUGUGCGAAUUCAGAAUAUGGUGCAAGAGUACACUGGAGGUGUAUCAUGGUUUAAUAUUUUGAAAGCUGAGGGAUCUGACACGUGGAAUACACUUUGGGAAAGUCAAAGUGGUGAAACAAAGGAUGACUUGAGCGAAUAUAUGAAUUCAGUGGUUCGCGGAAAGUUGGGAGUUAUCCCAAGUACAGUGGAAUUCGAAACUUGCUCGAAUCAUGUGCUAAGUGCGAUGUUUUUCGAUUUAAUGGUGCCGAUUUACAAAGAAGUUGAUGAUUUGUUGAAAGCCGGUGUAAAUCUUGUGAUUUAUACAGGGAAUGAGGAUUUGUAUAGUAAUGGAUUAGGUGAGACCGAGGGGGCCUAAGCCCGGCCGGGGCUAUGGCCGGGCCUACGCCCAAGCUUAGUCCAUGCCGAUUCUAAGCCCUUAUUCCAGGCACAUCUACAUGGAUAAAUCGCCUAACCUGGGAUGGUAUGAAUUUAUUCAACUCAUCAACUCGUUAUCCUCUAAAAUUAACACAAUUUCCACUUGCUGGAUAUAAAAAAGGAUUUGAGAAUUUGCAAGUUUGGUCGAUUAUUGGAGCUGGUCAAAUGUUGGCUCAUGAUGCACCACAACAAGCUAUUGCUAUGCUACAAAAUGUUGUUAGGAGUUAUUUAAAAUAA